AUGGAGCUGCGUGCCGCGGGGGGCGGCGGGGGCGCGUCGACGUCGCCGUCUUCAGCGUCGCCCUCGCCGUCCGGGCGGCCGGGGGAGGCGCUGUGCCGCGUCUGCGGUGACAAGGCGUCGGGGAAGCACUACGGCGUGCCCAGCUGCGACGGCUGCCGCGGGUUCUUCAAGAGGAGCAUCCGCAGGAACCUGGACUACGUCUGCAAAGAGGCGGGCAGAUGUGUCGUCGACGUAAGCCGGCGCAACCAGUGCCAGGCAUGUCGCUUCAACAAGUGCCUUCAAGUUAACAUGAAGAAAGACGCGGUGCAGCACGAGCGCGCCCCCCGGCUGGUGUCGCGCCCGCCGCCGCAGCCGCCCCCGCGCCUCGGGCUGGGACUGGGCCUCGGCCUCGGACUCGGCCUGCCGCCCCCGCAACCGCCUCCGCAGCCGCCCCCGCAGCUCACGCUCGACCCUGGACUGCUCUACCCUGCGCUCGCCUUGCCGACGCAUCACGUCUUCACCCAACAACAUGCUGGCCUGCCCGUGCACCUGCUGCCGCUGCUGCAGCCGCCCACGCCGCUGGUGGGCGUGUCCCCCGGCUCCAUCUCCGCCGCCCACGGCGUCCACCACGUGCCGCCCCCGGCGCCCGUCUGCCCCUCCACCACCGGCAGCACCUGCGGGGGCGGCGCCAGCAGCAACGAGGACGAGGUCACCAGCUCAGAGGAGGCUGGCCGCCACGACAAAGAGGCCAUGGCAUCGCCUAGCAGGCAACCGCUGGAGUUGUCCAGCCUGACGCUGCUGCCAGCAGAGAGCGUGUACGAGUCAGCCGCCAAGCUGCUCUUCCUGGGAGUCAAGUGGGCACGCGGUGUGCCCUCCUUCCUACAGCUGCCGGCCAGGGACCAGGCGCUGCUGCUGGAGGAGGCGUGGGGCGAGCUGUUCGUGCUGAGCGCCGCGCAGUGGGAGCUGCCUCUGGACGAAGUGACGCUGUCGCCAGCGCCGCGGCGGCAGUCGCUGGAAGCCGAAGCGUGCCGCCUGCGAGAGACGCUCUCCCGGUGCGCGCAGCUGCGGGUCGACCACACCGAGUACGCCUGCCUCAAGGCGCUGGUGCUAUUCAAGCCAGAGUGCCCCGGGCUGUCGGCUCGCGCGCACGUGCAGCUGCUGCAGGACCAGACGCUGGCCAUGCUGCUCGACUACUGCGGCGGCGGCGCGGGCGGCGGCGGCCGCCGCUUCGGACGCCUGCUGCUGCUGCUGCCCACCGCGCAGGCGCCCACGCGCCACGCCCUCGAGGACCUCUUCUUCCGCAGGACCGUCGGUGACGUCAGUAUCCGUGCCCUGCUCAGAGACAUGCUGGACGAGACGCGCGCCGACCGCCACUAG
Messenger RNA from Schistocerca gregaria, 1356 nucleotides. RefSeq names its product nuclear receptor subfamily 2 group E member 1-like. The record is from RefSeq and is a predicted model, not a curated record. The coding region runs from base 1 to 1356 and encodes 451 amino acids. NCBI's taxonomy places the organism in Eukaryota, Metazoa, Arthropoda, Insecta, Orthoptera, Acrididae. The transcript has 8 exons. Gene Ontology annotation, molecular function: nuclear receptor activity; RNA polymerase II cis-regulatory region sequence-specific DNA binding; zinc ion binding. Gene Ontology annotation, biological process: anatomical structure development; regulation of transcription by RNA polymerase II; cell differentiation.